AUGGUGUGUGACGCUGCAGCUAUCGUACUGCUGUGCUUGCUGGGGGCCGCUCUGGCCAAUGAAUACAGCUGGAAUAGCCCUGGAGAGACAACAAAGGACCCCAAAACAGAGAACUUGUGUCUGGCGGACCAGGCCUCCUGCGGCUGCUGCCUGAUGCAGAAGCAGAUGUGGAGGAUGGAGCAGUUUUUCAACAUGAGUCUGAACGAGCUGCAGAAGGGCCUGGAGAAGGCAAAGGCCGUGGUCAACAACGUCCGCGCUAGCCGUAGUGCCUUCUCCGUGGCCCUGACCAACACACGCCGUUGCGAGGGCCCCUUCCGUGAAGCUAGGACCAUUGUCUACCAGCACAUCUUCGUUAACCUGGGCGAGGGCUACAACAACCGCACCGGCAUCUUCACUGCGCCCCGCUCCGGUGUCUACAGCCUGGCCCUGACCGUGUACAGCGACUCGGGCGCCCCCGGCGCCACCCUGGCCGCCUGCGCCAACCUGAUGGUGAACGGGCGCCAGGUGGCGGGCUGCAGUGAGCAGAACCAGCAGGACCAGGAGGACAGCACCACCACGGUGAUGGCCAUCCAGCUGCAGGCCGGGGACAAGUUGUCCGUCACCCUGCCCAUCGGAUGCUUCCUGUGCGACGAACAGAGCCACUACAACACCUUUUCCGGCUUCCUGCUCUACGCCACCGACUAA
Messenger RNA from Salvelinus fontinalis (brook trout), 684 nucleotides. It is a transcript of the gene cbln20, whose product is annotated as cerebellin 20. Lineage: Eukaryota; Metazoa; Chordata; Actinopteri; Salmoniformes; Salmonidae. The record is from RefSeq and is a predicted model, not a curated record. Gene Ontology annotation, molecular function: protein binding. Bases 1 to 684 code for a protein of 227 amino acids. The transcript has 4 exons.